Chaetura pelagica (chimney swift) is the source of this 1553-nucleotide messenger RNA. It is a transcript of the gene SMYD2, whose product is annotated as SET and MYND domain containing 2. Gene Ontology annotation, molecular function: protein binding. The transcript has 12 exons. The record is from RefSeq and is a predicted model, not a curated record. NCBI's taxonomy places the organism in Eukaryota, Metazoa, Chordata, Aves, Apodiformes, Apodidae. The coding region runs from base 1 to 1218 and encodes 405 amino acids. Gene Ontology annotation, cellular component: nucleus.
AUGGUCACGUUUUCUGUGACCAGACAGAGAAGCAAUGGAACUGGAGAAUACAAGGAAAGGAAGAGUAUAACUUGUGUUUUCUGUUUCAGGAAAGAAGGAUUGUCCAAAUGUGGAAGAUGUAAACAGGCCUUUUACUGUGAUGUGGAAUGUCAGAAGGAAGACUGGCCAAUGCACAAGCUAGAAUGUUCCGCUAUGUGCGCUUUUGGGCAGAACUGGAAUCCCUCAGAGACUGUGAGGCUAACGGCGAGGAUCCUUGCCAAACAGAAAACUCACCCGGAAAGAACACAGUCAGAGAAGCUGCUUGCUGUAAAAGAGUUUGAAUCACACCUUGACAAACUAGACAAUGAAAAGAGAGAGCUGAUUCAGAACGACAUUGCUGCUCUUCAUCACUUUUACUCAAAGCACUUGGAAUACCCUGACAAUGCUGCCCUUGUAGUUCUCUUUGCACAAGUUAAUUGUAAUGGCUUCACAAUUGAAGAUGAAGAACUCUCUCAUUUGGGAUCAGCCAUAUUUCCCGAUGUUGCAUUGAUGAACCAUAGCUGUUGCCCAAAUGUGAUUGUAACUUACAAGGGAACCUUGGCUGAAGUCAGAGCUGUUAAAGAGAUUGAACCUGGAGAAGAGGUUUUUAGCAGCUAUAUUGACCUGUUGUAUCCCACAGAAGACAGAAAUGACCGGUUACAAGACUCGUAUUUCUUUAAAUGUGAUUGCAGGGAGUGCGUUACAAAGGAAAAGGAUAAAGAGAAACUGGAAAUCCGUAAACUGAAUGACCCUCCAUCAGCAGAGUCGGUCCGGGACAUGAUCAAAUAUGCCAGGAAUGUGAUUGAGGAAUUCAGGAGAGCCAAACACUACAAAUCUCCUAGUGAAUUACUGGAGAUCUGUGAACUUAGCCUGGAGAAGAUGGCUGCAGUGUUUGAAGACAGUAAUGUUUAUAUGUUACAUAUGAUGUACCAGGCCAUGGGAGUCUGUCUCUACAUGCAGGACUGGGAAGGUGCACUGCGUUAUGGGCAAAAAAUUAUCAGACCAUACAGUAAGCAUUAUCCCUCCUACUCGCUGAAUGUUGCCUCCAUGUGGCUGAAAUUAGGGAGACUGUAUAUGGCGCUGGAGAACAGAACGGCUGGAGUUAAAGCCCUGAAGAGGGCAAUUGCUAUCAUGGAAGUAGCACACGGGAAAGAUCAUCCAUACAUUUCAGAGAUCAAAAAGGAAUUAGAGGAUCACUGAGCCUUUGAAUCUAUGCAAUCCUUCAAACCUUUAUUUAAAAAGCCUUGUUAUGGAAACCUUCAGGAAACCUUUGAAAAGCAGUAGAGUAUGAACACAGUCUUGUCCUAUAAUUGGAAUGACAAACACACUUAGGCCUUGUAAAAUGUUCCUGAGCUUCCACACAUCUACACUUGCCUUUUUUGUUUCUUUUUUUUUUUUUUGAAGGGAAGCAUCCAUGGUUUCUUAAAGAUUAUGCCUUUUUGACAGCUCACAUGCAAAAAUAGACUUUUUUUCACCAUGGAUUUUAAUGUUUGUCUAAUUUCUGUAAAGUAAAUAAAGCUGUCUUGCCCCCUCUU